UGGCGUCGUUGCUAGGGAGGCGGUCCCGCCAGCGAGGCCGUGCCGGGGCAGUUGCUAAGGGCCGCAGCGGCGAGGAGGCGCGUUGCUCGCAGGGGGUUUCGCCCGCGCCUUCCCCGCCGAGCCCAGUCUGCUGGCGCUGAGGGCACCGGUUUUUUUCUCGGCAUUUGCACGGCCACGUUACGCUUGUCUCUCCCCUGCUGCCCGUCCUCCAUGAAAAAGGGCCAAACAAACCUUUUGGGACCAAGAUGUCUCAUUUCACAAGUGAAGAAGAAGUUUCAUUGCAGUCUAUGCUCAGACAGUUACUUCAGAGUGUCAAAGAGAAAAUCACAGGAGCGCCAUCAGUGGAGUGUGCAGAAGAGAUUCUGUUGCAUCUGGAGGAAACAGAUGAAAAUUUCCACAAUUAUGAAUUUGUGAAAUAUCUCAGACAAUAUAUAAGUAAAAAUUUAGGCUCUGUAAUAGAAGAAGAAACUGAGAAGCGUACUUCAGCACAAAAUCAGGGUGAAGGAUCUGGCUAUGACACACUUGUACAACAUGUUACUAAAAAGACUCGAGAAUCAAAAGAAUACAGAGAAAUGAUGCAUUCUCUGAAAAAUGUCAUGAUGGUUGUGGUUGAAUCUCUGAUUAAUAAAUUUGAAGAAGAUCAGAUGCGCUACAAGGAGAUGCACAGAAAAGUGAAAACAGAACAACAAAGUAGUUACUAUACAGAUAACUGUUCUGAUAGCGAUUCUUCCUUUAAUCAGAGUUAUACAUUCAUGAAUCAAGAACAAUUGCAACUACUUGUAGAAAGACUUGAUCCUGCACAACCUAAAGAAGUACGCCAGGAAGCCAUGCAUACAUUGUGCUCUGCACCUCCCUCUGAUAUAUUAAACUGUGAGAGCUGGACUAAUUUACGUAAACAUCUUGCAACAGCACUUUCAGACCCUGAUUCAAAUUUUAGUGACAAAGUUUUGAAAUUCUAUGCCAAGACAUUUUCUUCCUCUUCUCUUAAUAUGACAAGGGAACUAUAUACAAGUUUAGCAAAAUACUUAGAGCUAUACUUCCUUUCUGAGAACAAUUAUGUCCCUACUCUAUCAAUGGGUGUUGACAUAAGCAACCCAGAUGUAAUUCGUUUACUAAAAAAGAUACGUCUGCUAAAUGAAUACCAGAGGGAAGUUCCAUCUUUUUGGAUUCGUCAUCCAGAAAAAUACAUGGAAGAAAUAAUGGAGAGUACCCUAUCACUUCUCUCAGUAAAACAUGAUCAUUCUGUUUCUUCAAAACCUUUGGAUCCAGUAUACUUCUUGGCUCUGGUUGAUCUCAAAGCUGUCUGGUUUAAAAAAUGGAUGCAUGCUUAUUACAGCAGAACAGUGGUGUUAAGGCUUCUUGACAAGAAAUAUAAAUCCUUGAUUAUUGCAUCUGUUGAGCAGUGUGCUUCCUACUUGGAAGCUUGUGAAUCUACUGUUGAUGGAACAGGCGUAUUUAAUUAUUUUUCCAUUUCUCAUGAUGGUAAUAAACAGAAGAAUUUCUACACUGGAAAAGAAUUGCAGUAUAUUUAUUUCGUUCAUUCCCUGAGCCUUUUAGGCAGAUUGUUGAUAUAUAAACAAGGCAGAAAACUGUUUCCUAUUCAGCUAAAAAAUAGAAAAGAUUUGAUGUCUCUGACGGACCUUGUCAUAUUAUUUACUCGUCUUAUCUAUUGCUCACCAAAUUGCCCAAAGACCCUUACUGUGCAUUCAGGCAAUUAUUUUCCAGCUGGCCUCAUUACUGAUGUGUUAAGAAUUCUUUGUGAUCGCAAAGAAUGUGCAACUGAAUGUCUGUAUACUAAUACAGUAAUGGAAGCACUUCUUCAACCAAUACAUUAUUUACUGAAUGGAACAGAGGUGCAUCUGAAUUGUUCAGAAACCACUCUGAUACAUAUAGCUGAUAUUUUAGCAAGAAUUGCUGCUGUAGAUGAGGGCCUUUCACUGCUUCUUUAUGGAGGAGAGAAUCCUAGUGUGGAGGUUACUAGCCAUAGGGGUGCCCAUACAAUCGUUCAGUUUACAAAGAAGCUUCUUGAUGAAGACAUUUCUGUUUUGUCUGGUUCUGAGAUGUUGCCAGUCCUCAAAGGCGCUUUCAUCUUUGUAUGCCGCCAGAUGUACAGUACCUGUGAAGGAUUGGAGGUGUUGCAACUUUAUCGUUUGCAUCGAUCUAUUGCUGAGGCUUGGAAAAAGACUAGUUUGAUUUCAGAGAGAAUUCCUACUCCUGUAACUGGGGCAGAUUGUUCUACAUCUGUAAGCCAAUGGUCACAGAACUUCAUUGUAUUGGAAGAGACACUGUUGGAUGAUUUGCUUAAUUUUGCUUCUACACCAAAAGGGCUAUUGCUGCUGCAAAACACAGGAACUGUCAAUGAAUGUGUGACGUACAUGUUUAACAGGUUCACAAAAAAUCUCCAGGUCAGUGGAUGUGAAAAGUUUGGCUAUGGAGUAAUUCUUUCACAAGUGGCUGCAACUGCUCCUGGUGCUCUAGCUCUACAGAGUUCAGGAUUUGUAAAAGCACUUGUUACUGAACUAUGGGGUGUUCUGGAAUGUGGAAGAGAUGACAUCCGAGUCACUCACCCUAGAUCAACACCAGUUGAUCCUAUUGACCGCAGCUGUCAGAAGUCUUUUCUAGCUCUGAUAAAAUUGUUAUCCUAUCCUGCUGUUUAUGAGUUGAUUGGUAAUCAAGAGAUACCAAAUAAGCCAGAAUAUUCUCUACGUGAAGUUCCUACAGAUAUUAUUGAUAUUGUUGACAGACUUAUAAUUGUGAACACAGCAGCUAAAAUUCAUUCAUUAUUCAAUUAUGAACAAUCUCAUAUCUUUGGACUGAGGUUACUGAAUGUGCUGUGCUGUGAUCUAGAUACACAGCUACUUUUCGAAUCUCAGUAUAAGAUAUCGGAAGUUCUCUUAGACGCACAAAAAGAGAAUGCUAUCAAUAUAGCUGAAACAUCUCGAUACUUCAUAAUUGAUGGCUUAUCAGUAGAAAGGAACCAUAUUCUGGUUAGAAUAAAUCAUGUUGGAGGACCAACAGAACGGAUUUUACCUCCCCGAAUACUUCAUAAGGGUGAUGAUCCAUAUCCUUGGCCAAUGUUUUCCUCUUACCCUUUACCAACAUGCUAUUUUGCUGAAUUUCCUAGAAAAACUGAUUCAAGACAAGAUGAUGAUGCUAGCAAGCUUUUAUCUGAUUUAAAGAAUCCAGAUAAACACUUGGGAUGGAUUGAAAAUGUUCAAAGACAGUUUUGUGAAAUCAUGGAAAGCAAACCUAAUGUUGUGAGUGGAACCAAUUUGGCAGAGUUAAUUGAAAAGUUUGUGCUACUUCUUUCUGAAACACCAUCAGAAUGUUAUUUCAGUAGCAGAGAAAAUGAAGAUGAUGCAAAUGUGGUGAUAAAUCUCACACCUAUACAGCAGCUUGGCAUUAAAAUGACAAUCAGUUAUGGUAAACAUUUGAACCUCCUAGGGGAGAAUGCUGAAAAUGAUCUUUGUCAAGUCCUAAUGAGUUGUGAGAAAUAUUUGAAACAACAACAACAUGUGUUCAUACAAACAUCGUUACGUGGUCUGGAAGAAGGAUAUGCAAGCUAUGAUUGGUUUACUUCUUCUAUAUUUCUAAUAAUGAUGGGAGAUAGGGAAAAAACAUCUACAUUUCUCCACCAGUUCUCCCAUCUUCUCGUUUCGGCAUUCCUGUGGAUACCCCGCCUGCAUCGCUCGAACCAUCAUAUUACAUUAGAAGAACCCCCAUUCAUCCACUAUUCAUAUUGGCUUCAGAUCCACCUGCCUCUUGAUACUGCAAUGUCUGGCAUCCACCCAGUCUAUUUUUGCAGUGCACAUUACGUUGAGAUGUUGUUGAAGGCUGAAUUGCCACUUGUGUCUUCUGCUUUCCGUAUGUCUGGUUUUACUUCAUCACAGAUCUGUCAACAGUGGCUAUCCCAGUGCUUCUGGAAUUAUAUGGACUGGCGUGAAAUCUGUCAUUAUAUUGCCAUUUGUAUUUUCCUUGGCCCAGAUUAUCAGAUAUAUAUGUGUCUAUCUGUGUUCAAACAUCUACAGCAAGAAAUUCUUCAGCAUACACAGACUCAGGACCUUCAAGUUUUUCUCAAAGAAGAAGCACUUCACGGAUUUCAAGUGAGUGAUUAUUUCAGAUACAUGAAAAACUUGGCUCUAACCUAUAGACCUGUGCUGCUAAAAGACAUGGGGAACAUUAGAGUGCUGAACACAUAGAUCAACCAAAUGAGCAUCUCAUUUCAAAUGUUAGUUAUGUUCUAAAGGGACAUCUAUUGUUUGUUUUAUAUCUUUCUCCUUAACAAUACAUUUAUUCUAAAUGUACAUGCUGCCGAAACAAUAAUAGAACUGUUCAGCAUAGGAGUUUCACAAGAUGAUAUCCUCUAAAUUGCAUCAUCUGAUAAAUAAUGUGUUUUUCUAUCCCUGUGCCAUAGUCUUGUUUACACUUGGUGUCAGAACUGUCUUUGAAUUACUGAAAUGUUAUGUUUAUAUUUUCUGAAAUGAUUUCCAUAUUUUUAAAGUUUGCUUUCUUCAACCUCUACUUCAAAAAAAUCUAAACUGCAUACAGGUUUGGUAACAAGAAAUAGUAAUUUGAAUACUCAUUGUUAAUAGCGAGGAAGACUGGCAAAACCCCAGUUAUGAGGCAGGAAUGACCUUGGAUUGUCAGGAAACUAAGCAUCUCAGUUUGGAAAUAGUCAAGAGCAUUGAAUAUCUGUUAAAGUAGAAUGGAAGAUUUGCCAUUACCUUCUUUUGUACUCAUUUUUAAAUAAAGUGUAAAAACAUUUUUAAAGAAAAUUCUUACUGUUGUUAAAGUGAAUAAAUUAAAACAUGCAAUA
Anolis carolinensis (green anole) is the source of this 4816-nucleotide messenger RNA. RefSeq names its product TBC1 domain family member 32 (gene tbc1d32). The record is from RefSeq and is a predicted model, not a curated record. NCBI's taxonomy places the organism in Eukaryota, Metazoa, Chordata, Lepidosauria, Squamata, Anolidae. The coding region runs from base 246 to 4199 and encodes 1317 amino acids. Gene Ontology annotation, cellular component: trans-Golgi network. The transcript is spliced from 35 exons. Gene Ontology annotation, biological process: Golgi to plasma membrane protein transport.